AUGGCGAGCACACCACCUGCACAAAUUACUUCUACUCCCGAAACUCCUCAUACACCUCUUCAUGGCGCAGUCUACGACCGCGUAAACAAUCGUUCUCUACGGCGCACAACACGCUCAAGCACAAAAAUCGCCUCGAAAGAAACCGGCUCAACUCCCGCGUCACAGCGAAGAAGCUCCCAAUUGGAGUUUCCAGUGACAACUCCUAGAUCAUCACAACCUUCAACCGACGCCGCAUCUGGACUUUAUUCGCCGCAGUCAACCCCAAAGAACAAAUCGCCGUGUCGAGUGCAAGUCCUUUCACCCUCCUCUCCCGAUCUGCAUACAUCGAAGUCCAAGCAGCACAAUUUGUCGAGCACAACUCUUCAUCCCGCCCCCUCUUCCUCGACUACAGUACCUGAGCGAAUGCUUCCCACACCGGCCAAAACCCCUCAAAAGAAAAUGGCACCUAAGGUGGGGGGUGCGGCGAGGGCACUCUUCCAAGACACUACCCGACAGAUAGCAGAUUCCGCGUCUUUCGAGCCAAGUCCACGAAGAAGUCGAAGAACUAAGCGGUACAAUGGAUUCUCACUCGAAAGCUUUUGUGCCGAAGACGAUAGCAGUCGUGCUCAGAUCCAGAUCUUCACCGACUCUAGGGAUACGGUUCCACAAGUUGAUGAGAGCACGUCCAACCCUUUCCUAGCUCACAAUUUGAACGCAGAGACUUCGUCUGCUCGCAAGGUUGCAGGGACAGUCAAACGUCGCAAAGUGUCCGGCCAAAAGAAGAUAGAUCCUCAGGUUGAAGAGGCAAUCAGCAAGGACGAGGGCAUGGUCUACGUAUUUCGCGGCAAGAAGGUCUUCAGACGUUUUGAUGAUGCGGGGGACGAAGAGGAAGAGAUCGAUCCCGAUGAGCUCGGAUUGUUGUCACAUACUCCAGCUCGAUCUACUGCCAAGCCGAUGAAAACACUUACGCGGCGUUCCAUCAAACCAACCUGCUUGUUUCAGACCGAAGAACAGAGACGUGCCCGGGAGUUGGAGAAGGAAGAGGAAGCACUGACGGAUAUUGAGGGCAUUGAAGGAUCCGAUGGUGACAUUGCUGGAGACUCUACCCACGACAAUCAUUCUGCUCAGAAGACAUCUCGCUCACUGCGGUCCUCCUCAAAGAAAGUCGGCGCUGACGCUCUAGACGGAACUCACCUCCGCGAGGCAGUUGUGCGUCGAACCAACAAACCCAAGCAGGCAAGCCCGUUUGAUUCCUGGCCUCGUGUCAAACACGGCUUGCGCACCGAAGCAGCUUCAUUGAAGUCCAGAAAGAGACCUGCCAACGGACCCGUCGAAGACGAGACUGAUCGCGGAAGUACCGAGUCAAAGAAGAUGAGAACCUGA
Capronia coronata CBS 617.96 is the source of this 1362-nucleotide messenger RNA. RefSeq lists its product as uncharacterized. The transcript has 2 exons. The coding region runs from base 1 to 1362 and encodes 453 amino acids. Lineage: Eukaryota; Fungi; Ascomycota; Eurotiomycetes; Chaetothyriales; Herpotrichiellaceae. The record is from RefSeq and is a predicted model, not a curated record.